Messenger RNA from Prorocentrum cordatum, 3081 nucleotides. NCBI's taxonomy places the organism in Eukaryota, Dinophyceae, Prorocentrales, Prorocentraceae. The record is from the annotation of a GenBank genome assembly.
AAGGGGGGCAUCCUGGGGCCCGGGCUGUGCAUGGCCCUGGCGCUGCGUCCGCGACACGCCGCAGCCGGCGAGGUGGGCGCAGUGCUGCUCAGGCACGCCGACCUGGUGUAUCAGACCUUCCUGCAGCAGGCCGGGCUCUGGCAGGGUGCGGGCCACGCAGGUGCCGAGGCGGCCGCCCAGGCCGCCUACUCAGCCGCGGACGCGGCCAGCCUGGCCGCCGCGGCGGCGGCAGCGGCGGGCGAGGCCCUGACCAACUGGAGCGGGCCGCUGGAGGGCGUGAGCUGCCCACAGGCGCCAGCCUGCACCUGCUCGUGCCCGAAGGUGCCGGAGUGUCCACCCGAGGCGGACGGUGACGUGAAGGAGGGCUUGUGGCACCUGGCGGGAGGCGCGGUGGGCCACAUCGUCCUGGUGCUGGGAGCUCCCCUGCGGGAGUCGCGCCCGACGGCCUCGGCUCCCCCGGGCGUGCCGCGCUGGCAGGGCCUGGCCGCCCUGCUCCUGGAGACAGGGCACGCCGCCGUGGAGGAAGAGUUCUGCAAUGAGCUCCUCGUGGGGAGCUAUGUGGCCGUGUUCUACACGGAAGAUGAUGUGUGGCAUGAGCGUCAAAUUUUGUUCCAGGUCGACGCCCAGCACUGGGUGGUGUACACCCCCGACGGCGACAUGUACAUAGAGAAUGUGAUGGCUGGGGAUCCCGACUCGGGUCCGUGCCGCGCGGCCAUCCUGCCUGCUGACGGCACCCUCCCGUUCUUCCUCAGGGGCAAGACCUACAGGUUCCGUGACUUCCCGGACGAGCAGCGGCUCCUCGACCUGAUCAAUGAGGGGUACCAGCUCGCCGUGUCCGAGGGCGGCGAGGUCGUGGGCCCGACGGCGUACACCGACGCCAUGGGGCAGAGGCAGCCGUUGGAGUUGCACGAGGGCAUCUACCGGCGUGCGCGCGGGCGCCCGCUACCGGCUCUGCCGCCUCCUCUUGAGCCCCCAGAGGGCGGAGACCUCCUCGUAGGGGGCACCCGCACUCCCGAGGUCCUCGACGCGGAUGUGGAGCUGGUGAACGACGGGGGCCGCUGGGUGUCCCUCGUCACGAUCGGUUCCGUGCGCCGUGGCGACCCUGUGGAGCCCGAGACGGGAGACAAGGUGCUGGGCGAGCUGGCGCUCCACCGCAUGCCCAAUGGUGAGGUGAUCGCCGCGUGUCGUCCCGACUACCUGAGCAAAGUCGUGGAUGGAGGUUCGGCUGCCGACGGCGGCGACGCUCGAGUGCUCGCCCCCGUCUCCUAUGACCCAGGCGGGCGACGCCGGUGUGACUUUGCCAACGCUGUCAGCAAGAUGAGCACAGAGCCGAUGGAGGACUUCCCGCUGGAGGGCGAGAGGUCGGCGCUGUGGCUCUUCAAGUACGUUCGUGAUCACGGCGGCGCGUUCGACGCCCGCCAGACCAAGUGGACCACGGAGCAGAAGAUCGCCAUCGACUCCACCGCCUACCUUAUCCACGAUCUCGUGGGUCUGGCGCUGGAUCUCUCUGUGUGCUAUGACCAGUGCGAUGGCGGCAACCUGGCCAGUGUCGAGGUGCUGGCGCGGCUGUACCAGCUGGUGGAGGAGACCAACGGGACCCUCCAGCUAGAGGGCCUGGAGCACUACGUGGGCCGCGACCCCACAGGCGGCCUACGCCGCGGGGUCGCGCUCAACCCUGGGCUCGCGCACUAUGCGACCGACAAGAAGAGCAAGGAGACGGAGGUGAUGAAGCAGCGCCGCAAGGCUCGUGAGGAGUCGGCGGCGGCCAAGAAGGCCUCCAAGGGUGGCGGCAAGAAGGAUCAGGUCCAAGAGAGGACCGCCGAGACGAUUCGAGCCAUCAAUCGCCUGGCAGGUUUUGACACGCCCGAGGUGGAGUCCGUCGGGGAGCUGACCGGCCCCUCCGCCCUGGUCUACAGCGACGUGCGGGCGCUUCACGCGGCUCAUGCCCCCGAGCCGGUGAAUUCGAUCAGUCCGCAGGAAGCCUUUCAUGGGCUUCUCGGGGGCACGCCCUCGUCGUACAUGGAUGGCGACGAGGUUUCUCCAGUUCGGCCCUACUCGCGCGAGUUGGUGAGCUGGCCCAAGAGGGGCAACCGCCCGGUCCCGCUGCCGACGAACGCGCCACCGGACCUGCUCCGGUACAUGACAGAGGGCCAGCGAGAUGUGUGGCUGCGGCAGCCGCAGGAGGUGGCGCAGGUCCGGCAGGUUGAGGGCCUGCCGACGCUGUACGGCGACACAGUUUUGAAGGAGAAUCGCGACGCCUACAUCGGCUUCGUGAAGGAUGGCCUUGCUCGGGGGAUCUUCCGCCUGAGCCGCCGUCGGAAGGAGGCCGUCAAGGUCUUUUUCGUGAAGAAGAAGGACUCUAGCAUUCGGAUCGUUAUCGAUUGCCGACGGAGUAACCAACACUUUCGAGCCGCGCCGAAGGUCCACCUAUUCUCGGGCAGCAGCUUCGGGGAGGUCGAGGUCUCGGCGCACCAGCAGAUGUGGUACGCAGGGGGUGACGUUCAGAACGCCUUCUACCAGCACCAGUUUCCGUGCUGGCUGCAGCCCUACUUCGGCCUCGACUGCGUCCGGGCCUCGGAGCUGGGCGUUGCUGAGCUGGACGGCCAGGCCGUGCGGGGCGACCAGAUCCUGUACCCCCUGAUGAACGUGGUUCCGAUGGGGUGGAAGUGGGCCCUCUUCAUGGUGCAGCGGAUCCACGAGCAUGUUCUCGAUGGAGUUCCCGAGCUGGGGCCGCGGCGCCGAGCGGUCGACUUUCGGCCUCCGCCUCGAGUCGAGGACGGGGCGGUGCACACAGUGUAUGUGGAUAACGUGCUGAUCGAGGGGUUCGACAAAGCGGAGGUGACACGACUCCGUGAGGCUGCAUGCGCCGCGCUGCAGCAGGCGGGCUACGCCACUCACGACGAGUCCGACGCUGCGGCGAGCAUGGAGAUGCUGGGCGUCGAGCAGACCGGCUGUCCAGGACGUGUGCAGGUGUCCGCGAAGCGCUACUGGCGGUUGUGGCAGGCGCUGGAGUGGAUCCGGCGCAGGCAGCCUCCUCUGAGCAGCCGUCAGCUUGAGCGUCUGAUUGGCCACUUCACUUUU